Metarhizium album ARSEF 1941 is the source of this 909-nucleotide messenger RNA. RefSeq names its product esterase. The transcript has a single exon. Gene Ontology annotation, molecular function: hydrolase activity. The record is from RefSeq and is a predicted model, not a curated record. Bases 1 to 909 code for a protein of 302 amino acids. Lineage: Eukaryota; Fungi; Ascomycota; Sordariomycetes; Hypocreales; Clavicipitaceae.
AUGGCAAGCUGGAGAGCGCGUCUCCUCUCGUGGUACCUGUGGCUCUGGUGCAAGGGCGACUUCACGUCCGCCGAAGCCCUUCACAAGCGCAUCGCCAAAGCCCGCAAGCAUGCGCCCGACUACCGGCCGCCGCAACACCUGAGCACCAAGUUCAUGGUCGAGGAGCGGCAGGCAAACGGCUACCCGGUGUUUGAGGUCGCGCCCAAGUCAGAAACGCCCAACGCGGCCCGGAUCCUCUAUCUCCACGGCGGCUCCUUCAUGUUCGAGAUCCAAAGGCCGCACUGGACCUUGAUCGCGCUGCUGGCGGAGCGACUGCAGGCCAGCGUCACGGUGCCCAUCUACCCGCUCGGGCCGGAAAAGAAGCUCAAGGACAUGUACGGCAUGCUGCAGCCCAUACACGACGAGAUGGCGGCCUCGCGGGACGGCUCGCCCUUCUUGGUAGUAGGCGACUCGGCGGGCGGGUGCAUGGCGCUCGUGCUCGCGCAGGAGGCCAUCAGGGCCGGCACGCGGCUGGCCGCGGGCCUGGUUGCCAUCACGCCCGUGGUGGAUGCUACCUUUACCAACACGGAGGCGCACGAGCUGUCCAAGAGAGACCCGUGGCUGGAUGUCGUGGGCUGCAUCGAGGUGGGCGAGCUGGUGAGGGGAGAGUGGCCGACGGACGAUGCGCGGUUGAGACCGUUGUUUGGAGACGUGGAUGGGAUGCCGCCCAUGAUGCUGUUUGCCGCGGGGGAGGAUCUUCUCACGCCGGACACGAAGCGGUUUGCGGAAAAGGCGGCGGCUGCCGGGCGCCAUGUGACGCUGGUCGAGGGCCCGGGCAUGAUGCAUGUGUGGCCCGUGGUUCUGCCUCAUCACGACGGCAAGGAGGCCAUUGACAAGAUGGUGGAAUGGAUGGCGGCGAGGAAGCCGUGA